Messenger RNA from Juglans regia (Persian walnut), 1258 nucleotides. RefSeq lists its product as uncharacterized. NCBI's taxonomy places the organism in Eukaryota, Viridiplantae, Streptophyta, Magnoliopsida, Fagales, Juglandaceae. The transcript has 3 exons. The coding region runs from base 74 to 1159 and encodes 361 amino acids. The record is from RefSeq and is a predicted model, not a curated record.
UACUGUCUCCCUUUCAUCCUCUCUUCUAUAUCCCUCUGAUCUCUCUCUUCCUCCAAAAGCAAAAGCAGCUGAGAUGGGUCGACUUGCACCGUUAUCAGAGGAGCCCAUCAACUUAGAAGACGACGGCACGAACAACUCAAAGAAAGGACGAGGUCUGACAUGGAGGAGCUGGAUCAAGACCCACCUCUCCCUCGUCUUCAACAAGAAAUCUGAUCUCAGGGUCCUCCUCAGCGUUCUGGGUUGUCCUCUCUUCCCCAUCCCACUCCAUCCCAAACAGUCCAUUAUCAACGAGGUGUGUUCCUCAGCCCAAUAUAUCAUACAACACUUCACGGCGGCGACGGGCUGCCGGAAAUUAGAGGGGAGGGUGAAGAACAUUUUCGCUACCGGGAAGUUAACCAUGGCCGUGGUGGAUGAGCUGGGUUAUGGCGGCUCGGCUUCGGGAGCCCCCGGAGUUUCACAAAAAGGAUGCUUUGUAAUAUGGCAGAUGGUCCCCAAUAAGUGGCUGAUUGAGCUAGUUGUGGGUGGUCACAAGGUUGUAGCCGGAAGUGAUGGCAAUGUGGCAUGGCGUCACACUCCCUGGGUCGGCGCUCAUGCAGCCAGAGGUGGUGUUCGCCCUCUCCGGCGAGCUCUUCAGGGACUAGAUCCUCUGGCUAUAGCGGCUGUAUUUUCCUCAGCCCAGUACUUGGGAGAAAAGCGAAUCUCAGGCAUCGAUUGUUUUGCGUUGAAAUUGUCAGCAGAUCAAACGGACCUGGCCGAACGUGGGGACAACACGGCGGAUAUGAUAAAGCACGUUAUAUACGGACACUUUAGCCAAAGGAGCGGGCUCCUGGUAUACUUGGAGGACUCUUACUUGAUGAGGAUCCAAUCCCCUGGGAUCCACCCCAUCUACUGGGAGACCACCAUGUCCACCAGAAUCGAGGACUAUCGGACGGUGGAGGGCGUGAUGAUCGCCCACGCUGGCCAAUCGAGCGUGACCAUUACACGGUUCGGAGACAACUUGAAGGCGGCCGGCCCCGCAGCCACACGGAUGGAGGAGACGUGGGCCAUCGACGAUCUUGCGUUCAACGUCCCCGGCCUCUCUGUUGAUUGCUUUAUUCCUCCUGCCGAAGUAGUGCCGAUGGAAGAGGAUCUUGUUUGGAGGUCACCGUUUGGUCAAUGAUCAUGAUUUUGAUCGUGCGGUGCUAAUUGAUUCUCAGCAAAGAUUGUAUAAUGUUGACUCGAUCCGGCGGUCCUUUUUUUUUUUUUUUUGUUAAUAUAU